This is a messenger RNA of Penicillium maclennaniae, 567 nucleotides long. Its product is annotated as thioredoxin peroxidase DOT5. The transcript is spliced from 3 exons. Gene Ontology annotation, cellular component: cytoplasm. Gene Ontology annotation, molecular function: thioredoxin peroxidase activity. NCBI's taxonomy places the organism in Eukaryota, Fungi, Ascomycota, Eurotiomycetes, Eurotiales, Aspergillaceae. Gene Ontology annotation, biological process: cell redox homeostasis; cellular response to oxidative stress. The record is from RefSeq and is a predicted model, not a curated record. The coding region runs from base 1 to 567 and encodes 188 amino acids.
AUGGUCGAACUUCGAAAGCGCAAGUCCCAGGCUUCAGCCUCAGUCACGGUCCCAACGGCUGCCAAAAAGUCCAAACCGGCGCCGAAACCCAACGUGGCUGAUACAAAGAACCAGACCUCAGCGCAAACUGUUCCUCAAGUGAAUGAUAUUCUUGACCUGGAGGGCUUUGGUGGCGAGAUUGAGACCAAUGAUGGCACAAAAACCUCUCUGAAGAAGCUUGUGGAGGAUAGCACAUCUGGUGUGGUUCUUUUUACAUAUCCUAAAGCCUCAACCCCUGGCUGCACCAAGCAGCCGAUUCUACCAAGGCCAACACAACUUUCAAAACGAAACAGAAACUCUCCUACCCCCUGCUCUGCGACCCUAAAGCCACACUUAUCGGGCGCGAUUGGUCUCAAGAAAAGUCCAAAGGGGACAACCAGAGGCGUCUUCGUUGUGGACAAGAAGGGCAAGGUGCUGCUUCGAGAAGCCGGUGGCCCUGACGCUACGGUGGAUGCUGUUCAAAAGCUGGUGGCCCAGGGAUUUGCUGAGGAAGAUACCCAAGAUGCGGACAGUAGUCAGGCAAAGUAA